GCCAGAGAGAAAUGCCUCUUCGUCUCGCCUCCGUGAAAUCAGAGGCAGUGGGAAUAUGGCAUCACAAACCUUCCAACGAUGUAUGCUCCACGACUGAGUCACAGAGACUCCUAGGCGAAGUUGCGAUGUUGCUGUGUUCAAGAUCUCGUUUGGUGUCCAUGCCAACUACAUGUGGAAUGGACACGGAAAGGUUACUCAGAGGGCAAAUUGGAGCUGAUGGCUUCACGUCUGCGGCACCUGUUGAAGGAGAACGCAAAACUGUGACAGUGUUUAAAGCAGGCCCAUCCUUGGGUCUUCACAUAAAAAAUGAUGGUUCGGGUUAUGCACUCAUCAAAGGUGUCGAUCCAGGAAGCAUUGCGCACAAAGCUCCUGGGAUCUGCAUCGGGGAUCGUAUAGAAGCCAUAAACGGCACGACUGUUGUUGGUACCGGGCACCGUGAUGUAGCUGCUAUGAUAGGAGGGCUUCCGGUCGGAGAGAUGAUCGUCUUUCGGUUGAUCGAGCCUGAGAGCAGCUCAGCUCCGCCCAGACGCCGGCAGUUACUGAAGAGUAAGACAGUCUCCAAUCCAAGUGAUUUUUGCUAUGGCCGUUGAUAGAUGAAGAAUUUGCAGAUUUCCAGUUCCCAGUUGAUUUUAUAUUUGACAUUUGGGGUGCAGUGUGGGAUGGUAGAAGUGGAAGGUUGAAAUUGUUAUCAGUUUGAAAACAUGUUACUUACUCCUUGAUCAAAGUCCAAAGUGUUUUGUUUCACCGACACAGGUUGUCUGAAUGUCGUCUGAAUGAGCAUGAAAAAAAAUGCAAGU
Messenger RNA from Pocillopora verrucosa, 797 nucleotides. RefSeq names its product PDZ domain-containing protein GIPC1-like. The record is from RefSeq and is a predicted model, not a curated record. Gene Ontology annotation, molecular function: protein binding. Lineage: Eukaryota; Metazoa; Cnidaria; Anthozoa; Scleractinia; Pocilloporidae.